Messenger RNA from Xenopus laevis (African clawed frog), 1959 nucleotides. It is a transcript of the gene cyp2a6.3.L, whose product is annotated as cytochrome P450 family 2 subfamily A member 6 gene 3 L homeolog. Lineage: Eukaryota; Metazoa; Chordata; Amphibia; Anura; Pipidae. Gene Ontology annotation, cellular component: cytoplasm; endoplasmic reticulum membrane. Gene Ontology annotation, biological process: xenobiotic metabolic process; epoxygenase P450 pathway. The record is from RefSeq and is marked provisional. Gene Ontology annotation, molecular function: arachidonate epoxygenase activity; monooxygenase activity; heme binding.
UGGACUGAAUAGAGGGCGUUAAAUACAGGCCGCUGACUGAUUGCUCAGGAUUUGUUUAUCAAGCGAAUUCCAAACGCUGUGCUUUGUUACAUUACAACAGAACAGGCAAUGGCGCUGCUUGGGAUAGAGACGCUACUGCUGGUCUGCGGCGUCACGUUUUUAUUAUACCUCAUUACCAAGAGACAAAGGCAUUUAAAGCUUCCUCCGGGGCCGACGCCUCUUCCCCUGAUAGGCAAUAUCUUGCAGUUGGUCUUUCCCAAUCAAGUGAAAGCAUUUGUUAAGCUUGGUUCCCAGUAUGGCCCUGUGUCCAUGGUGUUUCUCGGGCAAAAUCCUGUAUUAGUACUCAAUGGUUAUGAUGUUGUGAAAGAAGCUUUUGUGGAAAAUGGAGAAGUAUUCAGCAAUCGAGGAAAAAACACUUUUAUAGAAAUGCUUUUUAAAGGAAGAGGUGUGGCAUUUAGCAAUGGAGAAACAUGGAGGCAGAUGAGACGCUUUUCUCUAAGCACGCUACGAGAUUUCGGAAUGGGAAAGAGGAGCAUUGAAGAGAGAGUACAGGAGGAGGCCUGCUCUCUGGUGGAAGAAUUUAAUAAGACAAAAGGAGCCCCAUUUGAUUCCACUUAUUUGCUUACAUUGGCAGUGUCCAAUGUAAUUUGCUCCAUAGUUUUUGGAAAUCGAUUUGAAUACAAAAAUGAGACAUUCCUAUCAGUGUUGGCCUUGUUAAAAGACACCUUUAGAAUUGUUACUUCACCAUGGACUCAGUUUUUUGGCUUUGCUCCUGGAUUUCUGCAACAUUUUCCCGGUCCACACAAAAUGGCUGCAAAGAAUAUCGGUAGACUGAAAAAAUUUGUGACUGAAAUUGUUACUACUCAUGAAGAGACUCUGGAUGAGAAUUCUCCAAGGGAUUAUAUUGAUUGCUUUCUCAUAAAAAUGAGACAGGAGAAGGGCAAUGUUAAUACAGAAUUUGACUAUGAAAACUUAUUUGUCACCCUGCUGAACCUCUUCUUUGCGGGGACAGAGACCACCAGCAUAACAUUACGAUAUGGAAUGCUCCUCCUGCUAAAAUACCCAGAUAUUCAAAAGAAGAUCCAUGAUGAGAUUGACUGUGUGGUAGGGUUAAACAGGUGUCCAUCAAUGGAGGAUCGUCCCAAAUUGCCAUAUACAGAUGCAACAAUUCAUGAGAUUCAGAGAUUUGCAGAUAUUGUACCAAUGGGGGUUCCCCGUUCAACAAACAAAGAUACAACACUCAGAGGAUACGAUAUUCCUAAGGGUACAACAGUAUUUCCAAUGUUGACGUCUAUCAUGAAAGAUCCCAGAUACUUUAAGGACCCAGAAAGCUUUAACCCAUGUCAUUUUCUAGAUGAAAAGGGUAGCCUGAAGAAGUCUGAUGCUUUCUUACCAUUUUCUAUUGGGAAACGUGUCUGCCUUGGGGAAGGCCUUGCACGCAUGGAAAUAUUUCUCUUCCUAACAUCGAUAUUACAAAGAUUUGAACUUAAAUGCCACAUGGAUCCUGAAGAUAUUGACAUCUCACCAGUACCUUUCAAAGCUGCUUCUACUCCCCGUCCCUAUGAGCUCUAUAUUACCCCACGCUAGCAAAGCUUAUAAUACACACUUUAUUGUAGGUGCUUUUUGUUAAAGAGUCCAACCAAAACAGCCAUAUUUUUUAAUCCAUUAGGGGAGACAUCUGAGAAAAUCUCAAUUAUAUACCCAUUCUGUAUGCAUGCCCACUGUAUUUUUUUUUAAGACAUAAAAAAAUAAUUGUUUUGUGUUGAUGUCAUAUACUGGAGUUAAAUACUUUGCUAUUAGCCCACUGAAGUAUAAAUAAAAUUUAGCCUUUUUGGCAAAUAUGUGAUUCUAAUAACUGGUGAAAACAAUCUAGGUUUGCAGUUUCUUAAACAAGAUAAAAUUAAUCUUCCUCCAUAAGUAACAAUGAAAUCUUAAAAAUAAAAUCAUGUUUAUACAAUG